Diachasmimorpha longicaudata is the source of this 3112-nucleotide messenger RNA. RefSeq names its product protein spaetzle 3 (gene spz3). NCBI's taxonomy places the organism in Eukaryota, Metazoa, Arthropoda, Insecta, Hymenoptera, Braconidae. The coding region runs from base 787 to 2274 and encodes 495 amino acids. The record is from RefSeq and is a predicted model, not a curated record. The transcript has 7 exons. Gene Ontology annotation, biological process: central nervous system formation; innate immune response. Gene Ontology annotation, cellular component: extracellular region. Gene Ontology annotation, molecular function: growth factor activity; Toll binding.
ACCCUGAGUGAGAGCCUCAAUCAUGAUCCAAACUCUUCUGGGGACUUUUCUCUCUCUCCAUCCUGACAUGUUCCAUUCGCCUCACCGCAAGAAACUGUUGAACCAACUUCCUUCAGUAGUUGUUCACCAACCGAGCGGCUCACGUUUAUCAAGGCUCUGCUGGGCCUACCAAAACCCAUCCGCGAAUAUUCAUCAAUAGAUUUGUCAUCGCGACCCUCUCAAAAUCAAUGAAAAUCAUUUUAUCAAUUUUUUUGCAAAACAUUUCCAAACUCAACCCCUCCCCUAGAUGAAAUUAUUUGGUAUCAUUUGUUUGCGCAAUAAAUGUCAGACGGAUUUUUUUUUUUGCGUGACAGUUAGUUGAAAAAUUGCUUGAGGCUGUGUUAAUGUGUCGCACAUAAUUUACUGAAUUUUGUCUUCAUCUCUGGGAUAAAAGAGAACCUUGAAAUUCUUCUUCUGUUUUGAGAGUGAAUAGUCUCAUUGAUAUAAAAUUCUCCAGAGUCCGGAUUCGCCGGGUACCUUCAAUUAUUCCCGUUAUUUAAUUCCCCACUGUGCACCCAAAUACGAUAAAACGUCAGAAGCAUCAGACAAUGAAUGAAAAUAGUCAUGACUUGUUGAUCUCAAAAUACCUCACCCGAAGAAUAUCCACCGAUAUGACCAACUGAAUAAAAAAAAUUCAGCAGAAAUGGAGUGCGACAUAAUCCCAAAAUAAAAAAAAAAUUAAUUCCGCUAUUUACGUUGUUAUAUAUUUAAAUAUUAAAUUAUAAAGAUUGUCCAGCCGAUGAAGAGAUGUCUCUCGUGAACUUCAGUCUCCCAUUUCAACUGGCAACACCGACCCCCUACAUGUACCCCCCUGAUGUGGGUCAGCAGACACCAACAAAUAAUUUAAAAUUCAAUGCAGUCCCAGGUGAUAAUUUCGGAAGGGAGAGACGUUACCAGAACGAACCCUACAUUCCUCCAGCUGCUUAUCACCAGCAGGAGCAUCCCCAUCGUGGGGUCAAGCAGCAGGAGCACCUGCAGUCGAGGCAGAGACAAUACUACAAGCAACAGGUACAGCAGCAGCAGCGGCAUCAGCUCAGGAGUCAGCAAAUUCCUCAGCAACAGUUCCAGGGGUCGCAGGAGAAAAGGUACAGCUAUGAGCAGGACUUCCGGAGAGGACAGGCUAGGGGUCAGGAGCAAGUGGUACCUCAGCAGCAGAGGACACCAUCAACAGGACAGGUGACUCAACAGGACUCGGCCAGAGUUGGUCAUGGAGCUGGUGCUGGAGAACAAGAACCCUAUCCUGAAAGACCUGAUGGGUACACACGUGUAAAUGGGGGCUCAUACGCCGGUCCAGGUGCUAAAACGUCAGUUCAUGCUGUAUUGGAUUACGACGAAGAUGAAGACGGAGAGACUGACGUGGAGGACUAUUACGACGAUGACAUCCCCAAUAACGCUCGUGUCACCCCCAUCCAGGGGCCAAUUUACAUAAAAAAUGGGUCAGUUCCUGUGGUUCCUCUGUACUCUUACCCUCAACUCAACAACGGAACAUUUCUGCAGAUACCAAUAUUAUGGACUGCGUUGUCGGUGGCACUUGGGGUGGAGUUAAGGGGUGAUCUUGUGAGAGGUACACCCUGUAUCAAGAAAUAUCAUCAGCUGUUCUGUCCAACUGCUGGAAAUACAUAUCCAAUAGAGAGAAUUGAACAAUUUAUCGAUGAGAAUAAGGCCCUCAUGAAACGAAUGUACGGUGAUUUCGAAAUGGACAAGGAGUAUGGGCCGGAAACGAGUUCUUCCCCGAGACGAAGAAAAAAAAGGGCAUUCGAGGAGCAUGACUUACCUGACGGAGGUCCCACCGUCGGGGUAGAACGUCAGACGGAUCCAGGAUUUAUCGAGGGUGGUGAUUCGUUUUUCAGUAAAGCUCGAAGACCCAGGCAGUCGUUCUCGAAUAAACCGAGUGAGACGGGAAGGGUUGACGCUUGCGAAUCGAAAGUGGAAAUAGUAACUCCUUAUUGGGCGAGCAAUAGUGCGGGGAAAAUUCGUGCUAUUGUUAAUACCCAACACUUUGAGCAAGCCAUUCAUCAGGAAGUUUGUUCGAAAACUCAUACGAAUCGGUGCAAUGGCGACUGCGGAUGUGAACAAAAAUACAAAUGGCAUAGAUUGCUGGCUUAUGAUCCUGACAAUGACUGCAAAGGAAUUUUCAUGGACUGGUUUUUAUUCCCUUCCUGUUGCGUGUGCCGUUGUGAUCCCCAAGGAAAAUUCCCCGGGACUUCAUCAACACCCAGCACACAACGAGGCUGAGGGAGAGGGACUUGAUCACUUUUCUACGACGAAAUUCCCACUUUUUCUGAGGGUUUCAGAAUGAAAAAUCGAAAUUACAGCGAACAAAAAUAUGCUUUCACCUAAAUACUAUUUUUCAGUUAAAAAUAUCGGUUUUAACGCAUGCAGAAAAAUAUUCGAUAAAAAUUACAAAGCUGUCAACAUAAUCCGAACGAUUUUGUUUUCGAAGGCGUAAAAUUUAUCACGAAAUUUUCCAUCCAUUUUGACGAACCAUAAUUUUUUUUUCUGAUGACUUUUACUGAAUUUCUCUCUGAGUAAACUAUAAAAUGUAAAAUCUAGGUUUAAAUCUCCCCAAUUUCCCAACUUUCUUAAAAAUUAUUUAUUGAAUCCUGAGAACUCUCGAAAAUUAAAUGGUAUAAUAAGUUCUUCGUCCCAAUCUGUGCAAUCACGCAACAUAAAAUUGAUAAUUGGACAUUCGUGUCCCACCGGAAUGACAGAAACACGAUUGAGGCUGAUGCAUUGCACAAUAAUAUUAAGUGCACGUUUGAUCAGUGUCUGUGUGAAUAUACAGUGAAAAUUGCAUAAUUAAAUGAACUAGUGCUUCGAUGUUAUAAUUUCAUCGGCCAAAAUGGCACAAAAAUAAUUCGUACCUGCGAAAGGGAGAGAAAAUCGCGAGGUAUACUGAACAUUUGUAAAAACGAUGUUUUUUCCCACGAGAAAAAAAAUCCUGACCACUCUUCAGAGAUUAUUACCAUAAUAUUCCAUUAUUUUUCAUGUAAUCAUUUUGUAUUUUUAAUAAACGUUGUAAUAAAAUGUUGCCUUAUCCAUUCUGACACCUCACGAAGGCGAGUAAUACCGG